Helianthus annuus (common sunflower) is the source of this 2188-nucleotide messenger RNA. RefSeq names its product protein SCAI. Gene Ontology annotation, molecular function: transcription corepressor activity. The transcript has 10 exons. The record is from RefSeq and is a predicted model, not a curated record. Lineage: Eukaryota; Viridiplantae; Streptophyta; Magnoliopsida; Asterales; Asteraceae. Gene Ontology annotation, cellular component: nucleus. The coding region runs from base 178 to 1983 and encodes 601 amino acids. Gene Ontology annotation, biological process: DNA-templated transcription.
UAGAAUUAAUAGGAUUUUGAAAACAAACAGAACCCAAAACCCCCAAUUAACUAAAUCUAGAUUUCAGUAAUUCUGGAACCCAACAGCAUCAUACUGUGAUCCGAUCAUCAAUCAUGCAUGUGUAAUCCGAUCAACGCAUACGCGAUGCAGAGUUGUUAGCGUCAAUUUGGAUAAAAAAUGUCACAAAAUGAUGCUGCAAUUGCCUCAAAUAUUCAAGUGAGCGAAUUGUAUUGGUCGCUCGUAGCUAAAGCCGAUAAAAAGUUCUCCAAACUUAGGGAUUUGCCGUAUUACGAGCAUCACAGGUAUGAUACAUACUUCUACAAGGUAUUCAAAGUUUAUACACAAUUAUGGAAAUUUCAACAAGAAAAUCGGCAGAAGCUGGUGGAAGCAGGUCUUAAAAGAUGGGAAAUUGGUGAUAUUGCAUCCCGAAUUGGUCAACUUUAUUUCGGUCAAUAUAUGAGAACAAGUCAAGCCAGUUAUUUAUCGGAGGCUUAUAUCUUCUACGAAGCAGUGCUAACACGCGAGUAUUUCAAAGAUGGAAUAUUCCAGGAUCUUAACCUUGCCAACAAACAACUUAGGUUCCUUGCUAGAUUUUUGACUGUGUGCCUCGUAUUAAAUCGACGAGAAAUGGUUCGUCAGUUGGUAAAUCAGCUCAAAAUGUUGGUUGCUGAGUCCAAGAGAGCCUUCCCGGAAAACGACUUCAAGGAAUGGAAGCGGGUGAUCCGGGAUUUGACUAAAUUUCUUAAAGUUGACACAGCUUUUAUGAACAUUUGGCCUUUAAGAUACAGCGUUGUUUUGGAUCUUGAUCCAGACUGUCUACCCCGUGUUGCUUGCAUCAAAAGAAACCUAAAACUGAGAGGUGCAAUACUUUGCAGCUACCAUCCUAACGAGGUUAAGUUCUCAGAGCUGACCACUGAUAAUUUUAGAAUGCUUCAGUGUUUAGAGUGGGAACCCAGUGGCUCAUUUUACCAAUCAAGUGAAAUCCCUUCUGCGGGGUCCACUCGUAUUAAUCACUAUUCUCACGAGAUCACUGAUCAUACAUUGCCACAAAAUCCCCGCAAGGCACUCCUGUAUCAUCCGUCAACCACACACUUGAUUGCUGUUCUGGCCACCAUGUGUGAGGAGCUCCCUGUUGACGGGAUUCUAUUGAUAUACAUAUCUGCUUCAGGAAGUGGAGUGCACACUUCAAUAUCUCCAUCUCAUAUAGGAAAUGUGGGUGAUACAGAAAACGUUAGUGAUACGAUUCGAUCAGAUACCGUCACUACUCUGCCAUCUUGCUCUGCAUGUGAUACUUUAACAUCUUCAUUAGAUUAUUCCGGAGGCUUGAAUCUCGGUCCCGGUGCAAAUGGAGGGUUUAAUACGAUUGAUCCAAGUGACUUGCUUCCAUUUACAAGAAGACCUCUUUUUCUUAUCAUAGAUAGUGACAACAGUAAAGCUUUUCAGGCGAUAAACCGGGCAGAAAAAGGAGAACCGGUUGCAAUUCUCCUAUCUCCGGCCUUAUCAUUCCCGCUACAUGGUGCAAUCGAUCCUCCUUUGCCAGGUGGCAGCCAGUUCACCAGUUUUCUCACUGUACCGUUACAGGCCUUUGUAAUCCUACUUGGCUUUUCAGGCUCUGACAUCCAAACGGAGAAUCUCAACAAAGCACAAAAGAUUCUUUCAUCGUCUUUAAACAAGUGGGGAGAGACGUUGGCGUCUGCCGACACAAUUCAUCCUGUUUGGGCACAAGUUUUAGGCGAUCCAUUUCUUAGACGCCUGCUUUUACGGUUUAUAUUCUGUCGCGCGGUUUUUGCACUAUAUGCUCCUACUUCAGGCAAGAAAGAAUAUCUUCCAGAAUGCUCACCUUCUCUCCCUGAUGCUUUCUUGCCAACAACGCCCUCAUCGAUUGCAACAGUUCUACAAAUAGCCGAUAUUUUUGGUGCUGCAACUAUGUUCAACAUCAGAGAAAGAAUCGUACUUCCUGAUGAACAGUUCUCUUCUCCAUAAAACUUUUUAUAAGCUGAAAAUACUGUAAAAUUUGUAAGAUUUUGAGUGGCUAUAUUUGUUUGUUUAUUAAUAGUAUCCUUGAACUGCCAUCUGUAUUUCGAUACUACAAAUUUUCGUGUUUAGAUCAGUUUGAAGCGCGUUUUACACGUGACGACAGUGUGACUAAUUAUGAGAAUUUAUAAAAUAGUCGUUGAUUGUUUUAUAA